This is a messenger RNA of Sorex fumeus (smoky shrew), 3443 nucleotides long. RefSeq names its product Grid2 interacting protein (gene GRID2IP). The coding region runs from base 101 to 3199 and encodes 1032 amino acids. NCBI's taxonomy places the organism in Eukaryota, Metazoa, Chordata, Mammalia, Eulipotyphla, Soricidae. The transcript has 21 exons. The record is from RefSeq and is a predicted model, not a curated record. Gene Ontology annotation, molecular function: protein binding.
GGCCCCGCAGAGCGCGUGGAGACGCGGUGCCCUCGCUCUGCUCGCGGGCUCCGCCACCCCCUGCGCUUCGGCACCUGCCUCGCCGCCGUCCCGGCUCCAGAUGGGGAAGGACCAGGGCUUCUCACGGCACUUUCGGAUUUUCAUCCCCAAGAAGCACCGGGCGCGCUUCGACGAGGUGGUGUCGCAGGGUCUGCUGGGCAAACUGUGCCGGGCCCGGCGGGCGCAGGGCGCGCAGCGGCUGCGUCGGAGCCGCAGCGAGGAGCGUCCCGAGCGCCUGCUGGUGUCCACGCGCGCCAGCGCCCCGCCGCGCCGCCCCGACGAGCCGCCCCCGCGCAAGUCCGCGUCGCUGCUGGCCAGCCGGGCCUGCCUCGGGGGCGCGCGCAGGACGGUCCGAAUCUACAAGGGCAACAAGAGCUUCGGUUUCACGCUGCGCGGCCAUGGACCCGUCUGGAUCGAGUCUGUCCUGCCUGGAAGCCCAGCUGACAGUGCUUCCCUCAAGUCUGGUGACCGGAUCCUCUUCCUCAAUGGACUGGACAUGAGAAGCUGCUCGCACGACAAGGUGGUGUCCAUGCUGCAGGGCAGUGGGGCCAUGCCCACGCUGGUGGUGGAGGAGGGCCUUGUGCCCUUCCCUAGUGACUCGGAUUCCCUGGAUUCACCCAACCCAUCAUCAGCGCUUACGUCCCUGCAGUGGGUGGCCGACAUCCUGCCAUCCAGCAUUCGCGUGCAGGGGAGGACCUUCAGCCAGCAACUGGAGCACCUCCUCACGCCGCCCGAGCGCUAUGGGGUGUGCCGUGCACUGGAGAGCUUCUUCCAGCACAGGAACAUCGACACGCUCAUCGUGGACGUCUACCCUGUGCUGGACACGCCUGCCAAGCAGGUCCUGUGGCAGUUCAUCUACCAAUUGCUGACCUACGAGGAGCAGGAGCUGUGCCAGGAGAAAAUCGCCUGCUUCCUGGGCUACACAGCCAUGACCGCUGAGCCUGAACCAGACCUGGAGCCGGAACCGGAGCCAGAACCGGUACCUGAGCUACAGCCCCGGAGCUCCCUGCGGGCCUCGUCCGUGUGCCGCCGCAGUCUGCGUGCCCAGGGCCUGGAGGCCAGCCUUGGCUGUGGCCCCGCCGAAUGUCCAGACAUGCCUCUCCCUCUGAUCCCGGGUGAGCGCCAGGCCGGUGACGGCACAUCUCUCCCCGAGACCCCCAACCCCAAGAUGAUGUCAGCCGUCUAUGCCGAGCUGGAGUCGCGCCUGCAUAGCAGCUUUAAAGGGAAGAUGGGGACCACCUCCAGAUCCCGCGCAUCACCUCCGGUGCCCAGUCCGGUCAGCAUGGCAGGACCCAGGACCAGCAUCUCGUGGCCCAGUGAGCGGCUCCUGCCCUCGGCCUGCCACUACCCGCUGUGUUCGGGGGGCCUGGCUUCCCCCAGCAGCUCCGAGUCCCACCCCUAUGCCAGCCUGGACAGCAGCCGGGCCCCCUCGCCACAGCCGGGCCCAGCCGGACCCCUGCUGCCCGACAGCCCACCCAGCCCCGCACCCGCCGCGCGCACCCACAGCCGCAGGAAGCUCUUCGCCUCCUCCCGGCCCGUGCGUAGCCGGGACACCGACCGCUUCCUGGACCUGCUCAGUGAGCAGCUGGGCCCCCGCGUCACCAUCGUGGAUGACUUCCUGAGCCCAGAUAAUGACUACGAGGAGAUGAGCUUCCAUGACGAGGACCAGGGAAGCUUCGGGACGCAGGAGCGCAGCAGCGCCAGCGACUCGGUCAGCAGCAGUGAGGAGGGCAGCUCCCUGACCUACUCCUCCAUCUCUGACCACAUCCCCCCACCCCCACUCAGCCCCCCGCCGCCUCCCCCGCUGCCCUUCCACGACCCCAAGCCCGGUGGGGGCCGCACCCCGGAGGGGCCCCGGGGUGCCUCUCAGACACUGGCUAAGCCCCUCCCCCAGCACGGCCACCCAGUCCCACCCCCACCCCCGCCACCCCUGCCUCCGCCCGUGCCCUGCGCGCCCCCGCUGCUGGCCCGGGGCCUCGGCCACCGCCGCAGUGAGACCAGCCACAUGAGUGUGAAGCGGCUGCGCUGGGAACAGGUGGAGAACUCGGAGGGCACCAUCUGGGGCCAGCUCAGGGAAGACUCGGACUACGACAAGCUCAGCGACAUGGUGAAGUACCUCGACCUGGAGCUGCACUUCGGCACCCAGAAGCCUACCAAGCCGGCACCCCGGCCUGAACCCUUCAGGAAGAAGGAGGUGGUGGAGAUUCUCUCUCACAAGAAGGCCUACAACACCUCCAUUCUGCUGGCGCACCUGAAGCUGAGCCCAGCCGAGCUGCGGCAGGUGCUCAUGGACAUGGAGCCGCAGCGCCUGCAGCCAGCACACCUGGCACAGUUGCUGCUCUUUGCGCCUGACGCCGACGAGGAGCAGCGCUACCGGGCCUUCCGCGAGGCGCCCGGCCGCCUCAGCGAGCCCGAUCAGUUCGUGCUGCAGAUGCUGUCAGUCCCGGAGUACAAGACCCGCCUGCGCAGCCUCCACUUCCAGGCCACACUGCAGGAGAAGACGGAGGAGAUCCGCGGCAGCCUGGAGUGCGUGCGGCAGGCCUCGCGUGAGCUCAAGAGCAGCAGGAAGCUGGCCAAGAUCCUGGAGUUUGUCCUGGCCAUGGGGAACUAUCUCAACGAUGCACAGCCCAAAACCAAUAAGACUACAGGCUUCAAGAUCAACUUCCUGACGGAGCUUAACUCCACCAAGACUGUGGACGGAAAGUCCACCUUCCUGCACAUCCUCGCCAAAUCGCUGAACCAGCACUUCCCUGAGCUGCUAGGCUUUGCACAGGACCUGCCCACUGUGCCCCUGGCCGCCAAAGUGAACCAGCGGGCGCUGACCAGUGACCUGGCUGACCUCCACGGCACUGUGGGAGAGAUCCAGGCGGCCUGCCAGAGCAUGGCGCCCUCCGGGGAGGAUAAGUUUGCCGUGGUCAUGGCGGCCUUCCUGGACAUGGCCCAGCCGGCACUGCGGGCGCUGGACGGGCUGCAGCGCGAGGCCAUGGAAGAGCUGGGCAAGGCUCUGGCCUUCUUUGGCGAGGACUCCAAGGCCACCACCUCUGAGGCUUUCUUCGGCAUCUUUGCAGAAUUCAUGAGCAAGUUCGAGAGAGCGCUCAGUGACCUGCAGGCCGGGGAGGGCUCACGCAGCUCCGGGAUGGUCUCGCCACUUGCCUGGUGACCGCGCAGCCCGAGGGCGCCCCCUACUGGACCCGUCUACAGAACGCCAGAGGCAACCAGGUGCCGGAGGGGGCCCCCCCCCUGCUCUCCAGCUACCUCAGCGUCCAGCCCAGACACCCCCAGGAGGUGUGGGGCUUCAGCAGGAGUGGACUCCCAGGGAUGGGACACAUGACCCCCACCCAGUGUCUUCCUGACCUUGUCUGGUCCCAGAAGAGGCAGUCAGAGCAAGGGUGUGUGGCCAGACG